Molecule: messenger RNA, 3276 nt
Organism: Sitodiplosis mosellana (orange wheat blossom midge)
Lineage: Eukaryota; Metazoa; Arthropoda; Insecta; Diptera; Cecidomyiidae
Product: WD repeat-containing protein 26 homolog
Exons: 9
Coding region: 1428-3164 (578 amino acids)
Biological process (GO): proteasome-mediated ubiquitin-dependent protein catabolic process
Cellular component (GO): GID complex
Molecular function (GO): protein binding
Source: RefSeq, a predicted model, not a curated record
AGACAUGGAGAGCAUAAGCAGCAUCAGCAGCACAAAUUCAUUUUAAAUCGUCGUAAUUUUUUUAGCUGAUAUAUUCUUUUAUUUCGUAUUUAACUCAAAACUUUGAACAUUGUGUGCGUAGGUCUCAGUAUUGCGUUAUUCAAUUCAAAACAGUCGAUCAACUGAUAACAAUUUUAGUGAUUGGUUUCGAAUUUUGUCGAGUCAUAUUAUUUAGUUUUUUUUUUAUUGCGUCGCGUUAAUUUUAGACACAUGAAUUGGUUAGGUAUGGAAAUUAGUAAAUAAAAUUCAAACGCAUAACGGAAUUUCUUUGUCUUUUUCUUUAUGGCAUUUUGGUGACGACACAUUUCAGCAUAAAACAAUGGCCACAUAUUGUUGACUGGCCAUUUUGUUGGUGUGUGCGUGUGUGUAUCUGUGCAUUGUCCCCCAUACUCACGGGCGAAUGCUAUUCCAUGUCAAUGUAUUCGUAUUGAAUGGUAUGCCAUGAAAUUCUCUGGUUUCAUAUAUGCAGUUCAGUGUUUUUGGAUAGAGGAAGAGCAGUAGCAGUAGCAGUAGCAGGCCAGUCCGUGUGCGUAUCGUUGUGUUAGUGUUUUUGUUGACUUGAAUUUCACAAUGGCAAUGAGUGCGACAGAGAGUCACACAAUGUUGGUGUGACAGAGAGCAUUAAUCGGUUUUUGUGUGUGAACGAUGUACUAAACGGAUUUUUGUUCGACAACGACGUCGAAUACUUUUUUGUAUUCACAUUCGCAUUCGCAUCGUUUGCUGAGUGUGCUGUGUGAACGGAAUGAGCUCUUAGUGUGCUUAGUUGAAGUUGUUCUCUCUCACUUGAUUUCGUGUGUGCAGUAGAUACAUAUACAUUUACAUAAACCUAUAUAAAGAGAGCGAGUGUGUAGUAGAAAGAAGGAAAGAAAAAAAAAUCAAUCAAACGAAGGCGAACGAAAUAUUCGACAUUCAAAACGCAAAAGAAGAGAUUGAAUUUCUCGUUGUCGUGUUUGUGAAAAUAAAGAAAGAAAGAAAGAAAGAAAACGUACGGUAGUGAACGAAAUCUGAAAAAAAAAACGUAGAAGAAAAUCGGGUUGUGUGUGGACAGACAGACAGAGGAAAAAAAAGUGCACAGGGAAUAAAAUAAAAGGAACAAUUUCAGUCGAUGCGAGUGGUUAAAAUAAUUUCUCAAAAUUGAUUGCGAUACGAAUUUAGAAGCGUCAACUGGAACCUCUUGUGGUUGCCAGCCACCGCACAAAAAACAAAGAUUAUCGCAUCCAUUAUCGUCGACGUCGUCGUCGUUGUUGUCGCCUUCAUCUUCAACGUCGUCGGCCAUUGUUAGUUCAAUUAUUGCUGGCAAUAACAUAAUUAAAGACGAACAAAUUACGGGAAAUUCAUAUUUCGACAAUCCGAGUACGAGCAACAGCUACUGCACUGGUAUUUGCAAAAUGCAAGAACAAGGGAGUCUGAACAGCAAUGAUGCUGUCAAUAAUUUGGAAUCGAACGGUCAUGUUUUGAAUGGAAACACGGAAAAUGGUGUGACAACGUUAAACAACGUUGUGCCCGUUAACUUAACGAAAACCGAUCAAGAUAUUGUACGUUUAAUUGGGCAAUAUCUCAAGAUCGUUGGCUUGGGAAAAACGGCUGAUCAUCUGAUUGAAGAGUCUGGUUGUGUCUUGGAACAUGCAUCGGCCACAAAAUUCCGACAGUAUGUCAUGCACGGAGACUGGAUCAAAGCGGAUCACUAUCUUCAGGAAGUGCAACAGCUUAUCGAACGCAAACAAAAUAACAUUGUUGAGAUGAAAUUUUUAUUGUUGGAACAAAAAUAUCUGGAAUAUUUGGAAGAAGGACGUGUUUUGGAGGCACUUCAUGUGCUCAGAAAUGAACUAACUCCAUUGCAAUACAAUACACCACGCGUUCAUCAGCUUUCCUCUCUCAUGAUGUGCGCCAACAGUGAGGAACUCAUUCGCAGAUCCAAUUGGGAAGGAAAGGGUGAUGUUUCACGCACACGUUUGAUUGACCGUCUUCAAUCAUACUUACCACCGAAUGUAAUGUUGCCACCACGUCGCCUAUGCUGUCUGCUGAAACAAGCAGUUCAGUACCAGGCCGAACAAUGCUCAUGCCAUGAUGUUUGUUGGAGAACCGAUUUGGAUAAUGUUUCGCUGCUUACCGACCACGACUGUGGACAAGAAAACUUCCCAGUACAAACAGUACAGGUGUUGAAUGACCACUGUGAUGAGGUGUGGUUCGUGAAAUUUUCACCCGAUGGUCUGAAGCUGGCAACGGGCUCAAAAGAUACGACAGUCAUCAUAUGGGACGUUGAUCCACAAAAGAAUCAAGUGAAAAUGCGUCGAACGCUCGAUGGCCAUACGUAUGGGAUAUCAUUUUUACAAUGGAGCCCCGAUUCAAAGCAUCUCAUGGUCGGCGGCCCCGAAGAGUGUCCAAACAUUUGGAUUUGGAAUAUUGACGAAGAGAAAAUUCCUAUUACCAUGUCGCAUUCAAGCGAAGACAGUCUCACAUGUGGCUCAUUCAGUGCGGACGGUACACGGUUUGUGACCGGUGGCACGCGCGGACAAUUUUAUUUAUGUGAUUUAAAUGGAUCAGUACUUGACAGCUGGGAUGGUGUUCGUGUGACUGGUUUAGCAUUUCGUAGUGACAAUAAAACGAUUUUAGCUGCCGAUACUCAUCAUCGAAUACGAAUCUAUUCCAUCGAUAAUCCACGUUUGGAUUGCACAUUAGUUCAGGAGCAAUUUCCGAUAAUGACAUUUGUUAUCAAUUCAAGUGACCGUUUAGCUUUAUUGAAUUGUUCGUCGCAAGGUUUGCAUCUGUGGGAUUUGGAGGACAAGUGUUUGGUACGGCAAUACCAAGGCACAACACAAGGAACGUACACGAUUUACUCGUGUUUUGGUGGCAUUAACGAAAGCUUUAUCGCUAGUGGGAGCGAAGAUCACAAGGUAUAUAUUUGGCACAUAAAACGCGAAGAACCGUUGGCCAAAUUGACCGGUCACACACGCACCGUAAAUUGUGUUUCAUGGAAUCCAGUCUAUCCGUCAAUGUUGGCAUCGGCAUCGGACGAUGCGACCGUUCGCAUUUGGGCGCCUCGACCAAAUUUCGAUAGCAAUACAGGCAACAACGAAAUUGAUGAAACGUCCUCAUGCUCAUCAUCGUCAUGGAACAUGACAUAAACGUGGUCUCUCAACCUGGAUCAUCAUCAGAACAUUUACUAUUAAAUUGUUAUUAUCAACAGCGACACGAACGGCAAUCUUAUUCAAUCAAACGCGAAAUGAAAAAAGAAAA